CGUAGGUAAGAGUAUCAUGGCGCUGUGAUGGCAAGUAAUGUUAGAUCACGUUUAACUUGAUAACAAGCUUAAAUUCACACUACGUUUUGUGUCAGGUUUUAUGUCAGUAAUAUUAUGUCCGCUAAGGUUAGAAAGUUGAGAUAGGUAGACCUUGAAAUGGCCACCAGUGAACCAUUUGUAAAAAAUUCUAUUACCGGGUAAUGAAUAAGACCGGGACCUUAGCUAGCUGCAGUAGCAUACUGCGUUGUGGAGGUUGAGUUAUUAUUUAAUAAGCACUGAUUUUAUGAUUUAUAAGCUGCACGGGAUAGCAAUAUACUAUAGCUAUUUAUAAUCGCUGGCCACCUCUGUAUAACCUAAGCUCUGAUUUAAACAGAGGGGAAUAGACAGCAAACAAUGCUGCUCAUACCGGUCUUGUAAGCGGCGAUGACACUGAUAGUUGCCUAUUUACCCCGAUGACAAUCUGCUGCUGUGCCCUGCUGGUUUAUCCAUACCCAGCUGUGUGUUUGCAGACAAUGAGUUGAUUAGCUAUUGUUAGCUUGCUAGCUGAAUAAGAUGAAGAACCAUUAUGGAUUUCCGUUGUGUGCGAGUUGGAUUGCACUGUCGCUGGUAGAAGGUGCGCCGCUGCCCCGUUCAUAUGCAGAGGCGACAGCAGGUGAGCUCUGCCUGGUGGUGUCUCUGUCCUUCUGUGUGCUGGCCGCUCUCGUGGUUCUGUUAGUGAACUGCGUUACCUGCUGUGAACGUCGGGGAAUUGACUUUAAGGAAUUUGAAGAUAACUUUGACGACGAACUAGAUUUCACCCCUCCUCCUGCUGCUGCUGGUAACCCGUCCACGCACCCUAGCUCUGAGGUUUACACCUUGGCUGUGCCCCCAAUAUCCCUGCCAGCGCCCCCACACCUCCAGCCUCCCCUAAUUACUGAGGACCUUGCGGUCGUGCAGGUGGCCCGGCACAGGCUGAGCUACAUCCAGGAAAUCGGCACUGGAUGGUUUGGAAAGGUUCUUCUCGGGGAGCUUUGUGCAGAGCCUGUGGCCAUCAGGCUCGUGGUGAAGGAGCUGAAGGCAAGCGCCGGGGUAAAGGAGCAGGAUGACUUCCUGCAGCACGCGGAUCCGUACCGGGUCCUGCAGCAUCCUAACAUCUUAUGGUGCCUGGGCCAGUGUGUGGAGACCAUCCCUUUCCUGUUGGUCUAUGAGUGCUGCGAGCUGGGAGACCUGAGGAGCUACCUGAGUCAGCAGGAGUGUGUGCUGGUGAGCAGCGAUGUGCUGCAGAGGAUGGCCUGUGAGGUCACCGCCGGGGUCGCCCACCUGCACAAGAACAACUUCCUGCACAGUGACCUGGCCCUGCGGAACUGCUUCAUCACCACAGAUCUGACGGUAAAAAUCGGGGACUACGGAAUAGGCCCCUCAAAGUACAAGGAGGACUAUAUCACUACUGAAGAGGAGUCUGCAAUCCCCCUGCGCUGGAUGGCCCCGGAGCUGCUGUCGGAGCUCCAUGGCACGGUGCUCAUGGAGAAGCAGACCAAGGCGGGCAACGUGUGGGCCCUGGGGGUGACGCUGUGGGAGCUGCUGGAGCGUGCCGCCCAGCCCUACGCACACCUGCCCGACAGAGACGUGCUAAUCCACGUGAUACAGGAGCAGCAGAUUAAACUCUGCAAGCCACAGCUGGAGCUGCCGUACUCUGACAGAUGGUAUGAGGUGCUGCAGUUUUGCUGGCUCCCACCAGCCAGAAGGGCCACAGCAGAGGAGCUGCACCGCCUGCUCACAUAUCUCCGUAUGCAGGGUCAGCGAGAAACUGAGGAAGACUUUGAGCAGCGCUGGAGUGCCCUCAAGCCCAACUCCUACAACCGGCAAGCUCCCGCGAGCCAGUCGUCCUUCCCCAUCCUCAGACAGUUUGCCGACGGGGGAGGGGACGAGGUGCUCACGGUGACAGAGACCAGCCGAGGCCUCAACUUUGAGUAUGUGUGGGAGGCGGCCAAGCAUGACCAUUACAGUCAUGAUCGCGGGGUCGUGGACACCACCCUCAACUACCGCAAUAUGUUCUUCCCACUCUUACAUUUAAGCCCACCGCACUCAUUAAUAUCUGCUGCAGAAGUAGGGAGCCAUGGAACCCUUUCUGAGCUAACCAGCAUUGGUGCCAAUGUGCAUAAAACAGCAGAGACUCAGAAGCAGCACUACAUACAGCUGGAGAAGCCGGGGAUGCACAAGUUUCAGGUAGAUGACAGCUCUGUUGCUCUAGACACUUGUGAAGACUUGGAACUGGCUAAAAACGAGAAGCAACAUCUGAUCUUACAGAGUAGUCUCUUGGGUGACAGCAGCAUUGACCAUGAUUUUUUUGAUGCCAGUAUCGACUCUAAGGAUUCCAAUCUGCAGGAGAGCCAGGAAUGGUCAUCCAGUGACCCAGAAAGCCCCCAUCAUGCAAACAUGUUCCAUGGAACUAGUUCUAAACACAGAGACACGGCUUCCUGGAAUAGGGAUACUCCCAAACUGCUAAAUCUUAAUGCCAAAACCUGGGCUUCUUUAGAGAGUACUGAUCAGAGGAAAAUUGAUAGUAGUUCAUUUUCAGGAGACGAUCAGCAGACAUUUUGCUCUAAGAACGUAAGUGAGGAUUCAGAUUUGAUACAUCUUACUGAAGACACACCUAUAGAUAAUUAUUUUAUUCUCCAUGAGAAGUGUCUGAUGAAGCAGAAGCAGUGUUCAUCAGUAGAACAUAGGGAUCUGGGUCAAGACAUUUUAGGGGCUGGUAUUAGCUGCAUUCCUGAAAAUAUAAUCCAUGGUAGUGCUGAAAUGGAUUCAGGUGAAAGUAGUAAGAUUGCAUGCUUUUUAGAAUCUCCUGAGAACGUUCUUUCUCCAAAGGAUAAACUUUUGAACUUUCUAAAUCAGGAUUUAAAGGAUUUAGCAAAAAGUGAGUCACUGGUGCCUUCAAGUACACUGGCUACAGGAGAAACCUUUCAAGACCAGCUCCAAUUCAACAUUUGCUCUUCCAAUGAUCCGUUGCAUUCCUCAGAAUCCGGCAUUGGCUUUACCCUUGACUCUACAUCUACCUCUGCUCUACCUGAUCUGGCUGAAACUUCUGAGCUCCAUCUACGUCCCUCUGACCUUGGGCAGUCAGCUGUAUUCUGUCAGGAUGUCAUUAAUGACAUUAUGGUCACAGCUGCCAAGAAGUUGAGCCUGGUAGGAAGUGUUGGAGCAUCUCCGGGGGAUGUGUGCUCAGCAGACACCAAACACUCUGCAAAGUGUAACUUCAUUUCACCUCCUUCACAAGGUUCAGAAAGGGUGCUGUACAGUGAUCAUGAAGUAGGGGGUACUGCUAACUAUUCAGCGGGCAGUGCCGUUAGGAAAAUUUCAAACAAUUUACAUAACGUAGCAUCUGAACUGUCGCACGCUAAAGAUUGCAGCAUGAUCGAGCCUUUGCAGAAGUUUGAUAGAAAUAACUUGCCUCUUGACAAACCUUCACUACAAAUUUCUCCACCAUGUUUGGACCAGACAAACCAAGAUAGUCUUCUCGACAACCAUAUUCCAGCCAUUUUGAGGACUUUCUUUGGUGGAAAUUCUUUGGUGACUCCAGACUCCAUGGAUUCUCUGAAUAUGCACAUUCUGCUGGGUUCAACCGAGGUGCUCAACAGCACUGCCUCUGAGAAACCUCAGCCUGUUUACAAAACGGCUGACAGUGGUUAUGAAACAGAGAAUGUGGAAUCUCCAGAAUGGAGUUCCCAGCCCACCAUCCAAGAUACUGCAGCUGAAGGAAGCCCUGUGAUAGGUUUGCAGCCUUCCCCAGACAUUUUAGUGUCAGCCGCAGACAGGAUGCUGGAUGCUCUGCAAGAUAAAGGAGAAGCCUUCGUUGAAAAGACUCCUGCUGAACCUGAGCAUGAGCUCCAGUGCAGUGGCCAGCAGAGCUAUCGUGAUUCUGCUUACUUCUCAGAUAAUGACUCUGAACCAGACAGGUUGCUCAAUGACUCCAUUCUUCCAUUCCGCACUUCUGCUGGAGCAACUGACACCUGUAUUGGAAAAACUCCUCCUCUUGAGAAAGUUGUUGAGAUGGAGGAACAGCAGUUCCACACUAAUGUUCAGAUGGAUGCUUCAGAAGCUGCUAUCAAGCAGCCUAACUCAUUGCUUAUCCAAAGCAAAAAUGAGACAGACCUUGUCACAAAGGGUGAUUCAUUUGUAUGUUUUUAUGAUGAAACAGGAACAGACGAUGCCCAUGGAGUGACAGCUUGCUUGUACGAAUACACAUCACAGUCUGAGCAGCCUAAAAAUGCCACAUCUUUCCUGUUGGCUGUGAACUCAAGGUUAGAUAAUGUGGGAGAUGCACCCAGGCUGAAGGAACCUGAUACUGAGGGAAGAUACUUGGGUAAGCUGGACAGCCUGUCAGUGGCGAGUGGGCUGGAGGACAGUGCCGAUGCUGAUGAGGAGGAUGAGAACAGUGAUGACUCGGACGAUGGAAACGCACACAUCUACCAGCGGUCUGCGACCAGCUCUGACAGUGAGGAUGAUGCUGGUCACAGGGUACCUGUCAUUGUCACUGAUGGCAAUGAGGCCUGCAGCCUCAGAGGCCUCCUGAAACCAACCUCAGCGAUCACCCCCAGACCUUCGCAGAUAGGAGGCUCAGAUGAUGACCUUAGGACAAAGACGGUGUCCUUCUUUGAUGAUGUCACAGUUUACCUCUUUGACCAGGACACACCCACCAAGGAGCUUGGUGACCAUACGUCGGUAGCAGGCUCCGGCCCACAGUUUAGCACCGCGGGGUCCCCCUCCAGCUCUCUGAGCAGGCUCACCAGCUCAGAGAGUUCCACUGAUGAAGAAGGUGGUGGCUUCGAAUGGGAUGAUGAUUUCACCUUGCCAGAGCCCGCCUUCCUUGCCAGGACAGCCAAUCACCUCUUUGCAUCCAGAACAACUGCCUCACCACCCUCCCGCUGCCUUUCCCCUCCACCUCCCAGCCGUCCUGGGGAGCAGAUCUGGACUCCGCCAUCUUCCUACUCUCGCUUCUCCGUGUCUCCCUCCAACAUGGCCAGAUUCUCCCUCACCCACUUCACGGACUCUGACAUGGAGCAAGAAGGGAGCAGUGAAGAUGGGGACAAGGAUUAAGUGUGGAGGAAGUGGACCUCAAAAUUCACUGCAAGAUGUACAACUUUGUACUUUAACAGCCAUCAUAUAGAUGCUGAUCUCUAGCAGUGCUGCUCUUCUGCACAGAGUGCUGUAAGGAUGACGUGUGAAGGGCCGCCCACAGCAAAGCUCCUCGCUCUCCGUGCCUGUCAUGCCUGUCAUGCCUGUCAUGCCUGUCAUGCCUGUAAGCGCCACUGUAAGCGCCAUGCAAUACCAGCUAGUACAACUCAUAUCCUUUUAUUUUCUGUUACAAAGCAAACUCCCUGUUAGCUUCUAAAUGUCGUCCUCACUAGUAGCUGUGCUGUCACUGUCGUCACAUUAGUGGUUCUGCCGCAGUGACUGAAAAUAUUAAAGAUAAUCUUUUUUUUGGCCCUGAGUGCUAUUUGGAGAUGCGGUUCAAUUCAAUGCACAUGGUACAUUUGUUUAAAACAAAUCUACUAACGUCUAAUUUGUACUGGCUAAUCAACUUAUGAAGAGGGGUAUAAGCGGACUAUUUGGUUUCAAAGUUCUCCUUGCAAAUUACAGAUGUUUCUCAGAACAUCUUUUGGGUUGCUAGUCCAGCGCUCGGCAGAAAGACCUUUUGUCUUGUUUUUUUGCAGUUGCAUUGCAUGGCAAUGGUCACGCCAUCUCUCAUGUUGACAGCAGUGAUUCAAGGUAGCAGUUACAUAUAACGGCAUGGGUCACGUUCAUUUACAUAGACUCAAGAUUAGCCUCAGCAAGACAUGCCUCUCAAGGGGGUGAUUUUCCUUGCCGGUGCCACACAUGCUCUGAGCUAAAGACAGACAUUAACAAUGGGAGCAAACUGAGAUUUCUGCAGAAAUCUGUGUUUUAUUUUUUUGGAGUUAGCAACUUUUUGUACUCUUGCAGCAUUUAGAUGAUGACACUUGGUCCUCUCUGCCAACGUUCAUUGUGUUGUGUGUGUGAUUGCAUUGGUUUCAGAUGAAGGUGAGAAAGAAACGAGGAGAUACUGUCAUUUGUGAAGCUGCCCGUCUCUCCUUGUGCCAUUGUACUUCGCACGGGCCACUGAAUGGCAGACAGCAUUUCUCUGAAAUGCCACAAUACUGGAUCUACUUGAUCUGACCGUUUAGAGUGUAAUGUGAAGUAGACAUGAAAGAGAAACUUUCAGUUUGAGACGCUUUAGUUUUUUGUGAAUGAAUUUUUAUAUAAACUCUGAAAACCACAUAAGCUAAGCAGCAACUGCGUGGACUUGCAAAGACGCUGCAAUAAGAAGUAAAGUUCUCUGUCUGAUAUGAAGUGUUGAUAAUGUGCAACUGUUUUGCAAGCAAAGGUUCAUGGUCUCCAUGGUACUUCUGCAAUUUGUUCCUCUAAAACCCUAUUAGAGGUCGAAAGUAUUUUUAACUGAAUGUCUGAAACAGGUACAGUAUUUAUUUGAUUCUUGAAUGCAUCUGGGGGGAUAUAAUAGCCAGCAGAUUAUGAAUAUGGGCUAAUGGCAAUACAGCGUCAAAGUGGGACAUUAAAGAUGAUUGGUCCUAAAAUAAUGUGAGCAGCUGUUUUUUUUUUUUUUCUUCAAACUUUAAAUAAUUUUACCAUCCAAUCAUAAGGCAAGGUGAGCUGCCUAAUGUGAUUGGUUGUCACCAUCAUUAACUAGCUUGUCCAGAUGAAGUAGAGGAUUAGUAGCAGGGGGUCUGUCUGUCUUGGUUCUCAUGAUGGAAUUUAGAAGGGAUCCCAAAGAUUCAAGUGAAUGGUUCUGAAUCUCCAUUUUUUUGUGCAUCACAAAUAAAUGUCCUUGUUUAUUUAUGGUUUUUAUGUACAAAAGUUUGCAAUAAGAACAACCUGUGCUCCAGCCUGACUUGAAAAUUUAAGUUAUUCUGUAAAUAUUGCUUCACCUUGCACAUUUGAAGUGUAACUUAUUGUUAAAUUUUGCUAAUGUAAAUACUGUAAAUGUUGACGAUGUCUGUAAAUUGGGAGUGAUGUAAUGAAGUCUUAGGCAUUUUGUUUAAUGAGUAAUAAUACACAUUUCAGUAUAAUUAUUAAAUUGUGGUAGAAAAAAAAUCAGCUGACUCUAUCCCUGAAGCUGUACAUUUAAUGAAGUGGUAUUUUUACGUCAUGUUGAUUCAAACACGUGUUGUUGAAAUUUAAGUACAACAUGGUUAUUUAAUAUUAACAAUAAAUAAAAAAUGCCUUUUAUAUUCCA
Paramormyrops kingsleyae is the source of this 7249-nucleotide messenger RNA. Its product is annotated as serine/threonine-protein kinase LMTK2-like. Gene Ontology annotation, biological process: protein phosphorylation. The record is from RefSeq and is a predicted model, not a curated record. Gene Ontology annotation, molecular function: protein kinase activity; ATP binding. NCBI's taxonomy places the organism in Eukaryota, Metazoa, Chordata, Actinopteri, Osteoglossiformes, Mormyridae.